Molecule: messenger RNA, 2577 nt
Organism: Camelus dromedarius (Arabian camel)
Lineage: Eukaryota; Metazoa; Chordata; Mammalia; Artiodactyla; Camelidae
Gene: P3H1
Product: prolyl 3-hydroxylase 1
Exons: 15
Coding region: 52-2262 (736 amino acids)
Biological process (GO): collagen metabolic process
Cellular component (GO): endoplasmic reticulum
Molecular function (GO): procollagen-proline 3-dioxygenase activity; iron ion binding; L-ascorbic acid binding
Source: RefSeq, a predicted model, not a curated record
UCCGGCCUCCGUGGCCGGUGACCAGCGGGUCCCGUUAGGUCUGAGGAGGCAAUGGCGGCACGCGCGUUGAGGCUGCUGACUACGCUGCUGGCGGUCGCCGCCGCUGUCUCGCGGGCCGAGGCCGACUCGGAGGCGGGGUGGGACAUGGCGGCUCCUGAUCUGCUCUUCGCGGAGGGGACCGCUGCCUACGCGCGCGGGGACUGGGCCGGGGUGGUCCUGAGCAUGGAGCGGGCGCUGCGAUCACGGGCAGCCCUGCGCGCCCUCCGGCUGCGCUGCCGCACCCAGUGUGCCGCCGACCUGCCGUGGGAGCUGGACCCCGCCUCGCCCCCAAGCCAGGCUCAGGCCUCGGGCGCCGCCGCCUUGCACGACCUGCACUUCUUCGGGGGCUUGCUCCGCCGAGCCGCUUGCCUGCGCCGCUGCCUCGGGCCAUCGGCUGCCCUCUCGCUCAGCGAGGAGCUGGAGUUGGAGUUCCACAAGCGAAGCCCCUACAACUAUCUGCAGGUCGCCUACUUCAAGAUAAACAAGUUGGAGAAAGCCGUGGCAGCAGCACAUACGUUCUUCGUGGGCAAUCCUGAGCACAUGGAGAUGCGUCAGAACCUAGACUAUUACCAAACCAUGUCUGGGGUGAAGGAGGCCGACUUCAAGGAUCUUGAAGCCAAACCGCAUAUGCACGAGUUUCAGCUGGGGGUGCGCCUCUACUCGGAGGAGCAGCCGCAGGAAGCCAUACCCCACCUGGAGGCAGCGCUGCAGGAGUACUUCGUGGCGGAUGAGGAGUGCCGGGCCCUCUGUGAAGGGCCCUAUGACUACGACGGCUACAACUACCUGGAGUACAACGCUGACCUCUUCCAGGCCAUCACAGAUCAUUACAUCCAGGUCCUCAGCUGUAAGCAGAACUGUGUCACCGAGCUUGCUUCCCACCCAAGUCGAGAGAAGCCCUUUGAAGACUUCCUCCCGUCUCAUUAUAACUAUCUGCAGUUUGCCUACUAUAACAUUGGGAAUUAUACACAGGCCAUUGAGUGUGCCAAGACCUAUCUCCUCUUCUUUCCCAACGAUGAGGUGAUGAGCCAGAAUCUGGCCUACUAUACAGCCAUGCUUGGAGAAGAGCAAGCCAGGUCCAUCAGCCCCCGAGAGAGUGCCCAGGAGUACCGACAGCGAAGCCUGCUGGAGAAAGAACUGCUCUUCUUCGCUUAUGAUGUGUUUGGAAUACCCUUUGUUGACCCGGAUUCAUGGACGCCAGAGGAGGUGAUUCCGAAGAGGCUGCAAGAGAAACAGAAGUCAGAACGGGAGACAGCCGCCCGCAUCUCGCAGGAGAUCGGAAACCUCAUGAAGGAGAUUGAGACCCUUGUGGAAGAGAAGACCAAGGAGUCACUGGACGUGAGCAGGCUGACCCGGGAAGGUGGCCCCCUGCUUUAUGACGGCAUCAGUCUCACCAUGAACUCCAAAGUCUUGAACGGUUCCCAGCGGGUGGUGAUGGAUGGCGUGAUCUCUGAUGAUGAGUGCCAGGAGCUGCAGAGACUGACCAAUGCAGCAGCAACUUCAGGAGAUGGCUACCGGGGUCAGACCUCCCCACACACCCCCAGUGAAAAGUUCUAUGGUGUCACUGUCUUCAAGGCCCUCAAGCUGGGGCAGGAGGGGAAGGUCCCUCUGCAGAGCGCCCACCUGUACUACAACGUGACGGAGAAGGUGCGGCGCGUCAUGGAGUCCUACUUCCGCCUGGACACCCCCCUCUACUUCUCCUACUCCCACCUGGUGUGCCGCACUGCCAUCGAAGAGGCACAGGCUGAGAGGAAGGAUGGUAGCCACCCAGUCCACGUGGACAACUGUAUCCUGAACGCCGAGGCCCUCGUGUGCAUCAAGGAGCCGCCUGCCUACACAUUCCGGGACUACAGCGCCAUUCUUUACCUGAAUGGAGACUUCGAUGGAGGAAACUUCUAUUUCACUGAACUAGAUGCCAAGACCGUGACAGCGGAGGUGCAGCCCCGGUGUGGAAGGGCCGUGGGAUUCUCUUCCGGCACUGAAAACCCGCACGGUGUGAAGGCCGUCACCAGGGGGCAGCGCUGCGCCAUCGCCCUGUGGUUCACUUUGGACGCUCGACACAGUGAGCGGGACAGGGUGCAGGCAGACGACCUGGUGAAGAUGCUUUUUAGCCCAGAAGAGAUAGACCUCCCCAACGAGCAGCCCCAGGAAGCCCAGGAGGGGCACCACCAGCCUGUACAGGAGUCUCUCUCCAACAGUGAGUUGGGGCGCAAGGAUGAGCUCUGACAGCUCACACAUGGGUGGUGACUGGACCACGUGAGGAACUGUCCUGCAUCCUGAACUGGCCAGCCCUGGCUGAGGAGCAGUGGGGACCUUGGGUCUGCCGCCCAGCUGAGGGGACUCCACUCACAGCCGUCCACACGGUGCUACCGCUUUUGUAGUGGACAUGGCAGGACAGCCACUCCCCGCUGGACCUGACUGAGGACUCAGGACGCAGGCCCAGAGCCCCUGCGGGGGCCUGCACAGGCAGCCGUGUGACAGCAGUACAGUAUUUAAGUGUCUGUGUAGACGUCCAAAGAAUAAAUGAUUUGUGGUUUUGUA